This is a messenger RNA of Acanthocheilonema viteae, 1922 nucleotides long. The record is from the annotation of a GenBank genome assembly. NCBI's taxonomy places the organism in Eukaryota, Metazoa, Nematoda, Chromadorea, Rhabditida, Onchocercidae.
GUGGUUGGAGAGAAUUGCGUGAAGGAAAAGCUGCCAAACGAGCAGCAGCGAAUUUGAGCUCAGUUGAAGAUACACUUCUUGUUGCAAGUGCAAUGAAAUCAUCUUCUAUAAAUGGCAAUGAUUCGGAGCAAAAUCAGGGUUUUGUUCGCCCAAAAAGAGCAGUUCAUUCUUCAGCUCGAUUAAUUUGUCGUCAGUUUGCUUGCACUAACUCUGGCUCGCUUGAAGACAAAAACGAUGGAGAACUGGAUAAAAUGAGAUCUGAAUAUGCAGAAAUUGAUCAAACGCCAACAGAUCUGGAUCAGUCUAGUGACAACAGCACUGCAGAGAGCACUGAUUUAAGCGACUUGGUAGUUGAAGAAUUAUCUCAGAUCUCGGCUCCUGCGCCGGCAAGAGAAGAAAUACAUAUGAAGAGUAUAUUCAGUCGUCCAAAUCCGUUAAUGCAAAGUUCGUGCACGGGUGAUCAUACACCUGUCGCAGGCACACCACCACCUAUGGACAUACUUUUUCGAACAUCACUGCCAUGGAAUUCAAAAGUUCGUGAAGAAGAUAUUGAGACGUUUUUGCAGUGCGAAAGAAUGAAAUUUUUUAAUUACCGUUUACCGAAUGAUUCAACAACAGUAUUCGGUUUACCGUUACCAAUCCAAAAAAGUAUCGAUGCAUUACGUCGUCACGUUUAUGUUUCAUUGGGUGAAUUACAAGCAAAUAGAGAAAAAGAAUUAAAUCGAUAUAUGUUUUCGCAACGAGAAGAUAAUAUUCCAAUGACGAGUGCAGAAAAAUUGUAUCGAAUGAUGUUGCCCAAUUUGAGUCAAUACAUUAUUGCUUUAUUAAAAGUACUACUAGCUGCUGCACCUUCUUCAAAGGCAAAAAGUGAGGCAAUCAAUAUAUUGUCGGAUGUGCUUACACCUGAAACAGAUAACAAUGAAAUAUUGUCAAAUUCAGUCAAUUUUGAUAAUUCACUCUCCAAUAUUCUUGAACAAAGCGUUCGUAUUGCAAUCGAUGUUAAUCGACACAAAGAGAUAAUGGUUAAAGCUGCUUCUGCAAUUCUAAUAUUACUGAUGAAGCAUUUUCGAUUAAAUCACGUAUAUCAAUUUGAAUAUAUCGGGCAACAUCUUGUUUUCUCUAAUUGCAUUCCGUUAAUCCUGAAAUUUAUGGAUCAAAAUAUGGUUCGAUAUAUACAAUCGAAACAUGAAUUGCGACCGUACAAUUAUCCACAUGCUCCACUUUAUUAUGUGCGAAAUCAUGAGGAAUGGCCGGUGCUGGAUAUUAAUAAUCUCGAGGAUAAUGAUUCGCAGUCACCAUCAUAUUAUCUAUGGCGUAAUGUUUUCUCAGCCAUCAAUCUCCUGCGAGUUUUGAAUAAAUUAACGAAAUGGAAACAUGCACGUACAAUGAUGCUGGUAGUAUUCAAAUCGGCGCCAAUUUUAAAACGCUCAUUAAGGGCAGUGUUCCAGCUGUAUGUAUUAAAAUUACUCAAAAUGCAAGCUCGAUACCUAGGACGGCAGUGGAGGCGAACAAAUAUGGAAAUUAUGUCGGCGAUUUAUGCAAAAGUGCGACAUAGAUUAAAUGAUGACUGGACUUAUGCAAAUGAAACUCGCUCGAAAUCGUUUGAUUUCCAGAAUGAGGAAGCAGCACUGAAAACUGCGGUAGAAAGAUUCAAUUCGAGACGUUACGCUCGUUUAUAUCCUGCAUUUGCAUUAGAAGUUGGAGAAGCUUCAUCUCCAGAAGAUAGCUAUUUGGAUAAUAUUGAUAUAAAUGAGUUUGCACCAAUGGACAAUAGUUUCCAGUCAUUAUUGGGUACAAAAGUGGAACUAAGUGAUCGAUUUAAGCGUAACUAUGCUAGAUGGGUUGAAGAUGAAGUGAUUAAAAAUCAUACAAAUUGGGAUCUGCUUAUGGCACUUACACGUGGAAUCAUUGAUUUUAUUUGA